Molecule: messenger RNA, 5257 nt
Organism: Alligator mississippiensis (American alligator)
Lineage: Eukaryota; Metazoa; Chordata; Crocodylia; Alligatoridae
Gene: PWWP2A
Product: PWWP domain containing 2A
Exons: 4
Coding region: 11-1771 (586 amino acids)
Cellular component (GO): nucleus
Molecular function (GO): chromatin binding; histone binding
Source: RefSeq, a predicted model, not a curated record
AGCAAAGAAAAUGGCGGCCGUGGCUGCGGAGGCGGCAGCGACUGCAGCGGUGCCGGGUGACGGAGGAGCCGGCGAGGCCGAGCCCGAGAUGGAGCCGAUCCCGGGCAGCGAGGCCGGCGCGGACCCGCUCCCCGCCGCCGCCGAGGCCGUGGAGUCGGCGGUGGCCGACGGGGAGGAGGCCGAGGGCGGGAAGCCCGCGCCGGGGGAGGCCGAGCAGCCGCCACCGCCGGUGCACCUGGCCCGCAGCCCGGCGGGGACGGCCGCGGAGAGGACGGAGCCGCCGGCCGAGCGGGGCUCGCCCCGGGCCGAGCGCGACGAGGAGCCGCAGCCGCAGCCCUGCCCGCCGCCUGCUGGGCACCCGCGCCUGCCCGCGGAGCCGCCGCAGCCCUGCCCGCCGGCCGCGCCCGAGCCCCAGCCCCAGCCCCAGCCCGAGCCCGGGGAGGAGCCGCGCCGGCCGGAGGAGGAGGAGCCGGAUGCUGCUGCCGCUGCCGCCGCCGCAGCCGAGCAGCCGGAGCCCCCCGUGCCCGCGGCCCCUGCCGGGGGGGAGGCGGAGGGGGCGGCGCCGCCGCCGCUUCUGCUGCCCGGCUCGGAGGUGCGGGUCACCCUGGAUCACAUCAUCGAGGACGCGCUCGUGGUCUCGUUCCGCCUGGGAGAGAAGCUCUUCUCGGGGGUCCUCAUGGACCUCUCCAAAAGCUGGGGGGUCCCCAGAUGCUGUGUGCGUGCAUGCAGCUGUAUCAAUGCAUGUGGUUGGGAAUGCAGCCAGGCAGCACAGAGAGCUGCAUCCUGCAGGUUUGGACCCCAUGGAAUUCCUGUGACCAUAUUUCCUAAAAGGGAAUACAAAGAUAAACCUGAAGCCAUGCAGCUCCAAAGUAAACCAUUCCAAGAUGAGACACAGGUGAAGUGUGAAGCCAAUGGUGCAGUCCCUGAUGACUCUUCUCCCAUUCAGCCAUCAGAACCUAGCCUAGCUAAAAGCUUAUGGACUUCUAAACCACCCCCUCUCUUUCAUGAGGGAGCGCCAUAUCCCCCUCCUUUGUUUAUCAGGGACACAUAUAACCAAUCAAUACCUCAGCCUCCACCCCGAAAAAUUAAGCGGCCCAAGCGGAAAAUGUACAGGGAGGAACCCACUUCUAUUAUGAAUGCUAUCAAACUACGACCCAGGCAGGUCUUGUGUGACAAAUGUAAAAACAGUGUUGUUGCAGAAAAAAAAGAAAUUAAAAAAGGUGGCAAUGCAAGUGACUCUUCAAAAUAUGAUGAUAAUAAAAAGCGAAGAAAUGAGAGUGUAACUACUGUGAAUAAAAAACUUAAGACUGACCAUAAAGUGGAUGGAAAAAGCCAAAAUGAAAGCCAGAGAAGGAAUGCUGUGGUCAAAGUUUCAAAUAUUGCCCAUAGCAGAAGCAGAGUAGUUAAAGUUUCUUCUCAAGCAAAUACUUCAAAAGCGCAGUUAAAUACUAAAAAAGUUCUCCAGAGCAAAAAUAUGGAUCAUGCAAAAGCUCGAGAAGUUUUGAAAAUGGCCAAAGAGAAGGCACAAAAAAAACAGAGUGCAACUUCCUCUUCCAAAAACACACAUUCAAAGGUCCAUUUCACGCGGCGUCUUCAGAACACCAGCUCAGGGUCCCUUCCACCUCGAUUGCGUUUAAAGCCACAAAGGUACCGGAACGAAGAAAAUGACUCUUCCCUCAAGACAGGACUUGAGAAAAUACGGAGUGGCAAGAUGGCAACUAAGCCCCAGUCUCGUUGUUCCUCCACCCGCUCAGCAGGUCUCAACAAGUGACAGCAUAUUACAUCAGACAGUGACGAGUCCUGCUGCUCCCUAACAGUGUCUGACAGACCACUGUGGAUUCAGAUUGAGGGUAUUGAAGUUAACAGUGAAAUUGGCAGGUCUGUCUGUUUUAAGCCCAGCCUAAAAUGAAGAGGGGCAUUAUGUCAUCAAGUAAUCAUUCCCAAAGCAGGUUAGGUUAGAGCUGAUAAAUUAGCAAUUACUUUCUUUCCUGCUUUCAUUUCAACUUUGUGCACCUGUACCUCAGCGUACAUUUUAGUUGUGUUCCUCAACCCUAAUCUGCUAAUAAGGUUUACAUGCAUUUUCUUGAAUAAAUUAAAACUCGCUUUUUUUGAGAUUGGCUUUUGAAAUUUUGUACUAUACAAGCAUGUUAAAUAAUGACAGAGGCCCUAAUAAAGGUCAAAGUGUAUUGGGGGGUGUAGGUUGUAGCCGUGUUGGUCUAAUGACAUAGGCAGACAAGUUUCCUUGGGUGAAUUUGAUAUCUUUUAUUAGACCAACCCAAAUAUUCUAAGCUAGAUAGUCUCAAACUUUUCAUUGGGUGAACCACGUCUUAAUAGAAAUUACCUGUGGACAGCUACCUUUCCAAUUUAACUACAUGGAAUCUUCCCUCGGCCACUGGUACCUGCAACUAAGUAGCCAGAAAUGAGGAGAAUUAAAACCAUGUGACCAGGUAGGUCUCAGCAGGCCACCAAAAAGUGGUCCACGGACCACAGUUUGGAAACCACUUCUCUAAGAAAAUGGUUGUUACUUUAAAGAUUGAGUAUUUUUUUUUAAUUCCUAGGAUCUUAAUCUUUGAAAGAGUCAAGCUAGCAUGCAAGGCAUGUGCUUAAAUCCCAUUGAAGCUUAAUCUAAGCAAGUGCUUAACUAUUUCCUUUAAUUAGGGUUUAAAUUGGUAUUCAUACCUUCUGUUUGAUAGAGGAGCAUGCACAUUUUAUUUAUUUUUUCUAUGCAUUUUUAAGGUAGGGUUGAAAAUCUUUGGCUUGUAUGUACAGGGCUUAUUUUGUCAUAAGGAGAAAAAAAAAGAUUCUGGUUCUGUCCUUGGCCUGUAGACUUGAAGUAGCUUGAUCCAGUAUUAUUCCAUUGUACUAGGUCUAGCAAAUUGGAUAUGCUUUGGUAAUUUAUAAUAUAAGAAAUAUGUGCUGUGUGCUGGUUCUACAGAAGAUUUUGGAUCAUCCCCAAGGAUGAGACAACUGAUAGUUUGUGGGUUGCUGGAGAUGGCAUGUCAGCUCUGACAAAAGAAGAUUCCCACUCUAGUGAGGGUGUUCUGAGUCCUGCAUUGGUGAGCCCCAAAGAAUUAGGAAGAUGCUGUGUUAGCUGACUUGCAUUGUAGAAUAAGCUCCAUGUAUUACUGAUUAACUGAAGGCGAGUUCUUGUGAAUGUAUCACCUGGGAAGCUGGAAAGUCAUGUGCAAAAGGUAAAAUGCUUGUUUAAGGUUCAAAAUGCUGUGUGUUUAUCAUGGUUUUAUGUGCAGCACAUGGCCUUAAACUUCAAUUACAAUUACUAGUUGCAUUAAAAGCCGGUAGAAGACCAUAUGGACUAUUAACACCAUCUGCCCACUACUUACUUUAGGCAAACAAAAUGUUAGUGUACAGCAUAGAAACUGUGGGCCUAAUUCUGCCAUUGUUAUUCCUGUGUAGUGCUCCUGAAGUUAACUGAGUGAGAGCAGUUGUGUUAGUGAGGUUUGAAUUUGGAACUUGAACUUUUUAGUUGCUUGUUGUAUGCUCAAUUGACAGAAACAUGGCCCUCGCCAAACUUAGAUGUUUGUACAUCUUGGAUAAAACUUUAAUAUUGCCCUAUAGAAUUGUUUAUAUUUGUGACAAGAUUUUUGUCCCUGUAGCACACAUAAUAUGGAAUAUUCCAUCAGGAAGAGUUUCUGUACACGGUGAUGCUUUUGUUAUCCCAGGCUUUCUUUUACAGGCCUCCAUGCUGUCAAAGCCCAGCCAGCCACCAAAGUGCAAAGCCAGUAUUGGGUGUUAAGCAACCUGCCACAUUUUGGGGAUAUUGUAGUCUAUUUCAGCAUUUUGGGGAAGCAAAUGUAAUUCUUUUUCUUCAAACUUUGUGCACAGUGUUCAGCCUAGUGACCUCCACCAACAGUAAAUGUUAUUUCAUUGGAACUGCAAAGUACAUUUUGCAGAAAUCAGCACUUUGCUCCCUAUCUGUAGAUUUGGCAUCCUUUUCUUUGUAGAGGUUUUGCACAUUCAGCUCAUUCAUCUUGAAUGAGUACAUAGUUAGAAAUGGCCACAGUCUUCCUGCAAGAAGACUGAGACUACCUCCACAGCUGAGGCGAUAUUAAGGGUUAACUGAUCCUACACAUGAUUUUUAGCCAGAAUGCCAAGAUACAGCAUAUAUCUGCACAGAAAUUCUGCAACCUGUGUCCUCUCCUUUGGAUCUGAACCUUCCCAAAUUGCUACUCUCUCAGCUCCUUCUAUUGCAGGGUGUAGGACAGAAUGAACGGUUUUGUCAAUGUUUCAUGUUGUUGUUUCAUGGCACAAUGAGCAACUUCAAAUUGAGAAAUUCCUCAGUAUACACCCCUUGCCCCCUCCUGUGUCAGGAUCAUUGUCCUUUUGUUUUUCAUCUUUCCUUUCCCAUCCCACCCCCUAUGUAUCUAGUGAUUUAUCAGGCUCCCCUCCCCCACUGUUAACUUUUAAGCCCAUUCCUCUGUCUUCUCUGAAGAGUUGCAUCUUUUUAGCCAGAGCCUCAGGAUUUAGGCCCCCCCAUGGUCUUUUCUGUUAAUCAGGUGGUAUUGUUUAAGGCAUUCCUUUUGGAGGUAGUGGGAAAUGUAUAUAAAGCAAUUCUCAAAGUCCGAGGGAGCUCCUGCAAGAUCAUAAAGAUAAAUCAGUAAAACUGAGCUGGUUUUGUUGGACCCUCCCUCCUCCUAUUUGCAUCUCUUGGCAAAUCAAUCCAUGAUACACCACUGUAACUUUCUGAAUAAUAAGCUACUGUUGAUGGCUUUGUAGAAGAACUUUUUUUUACCUGGACUCUUCUUAUCUGCUUGCCAUUCUCUUAUUAGUAUCAUUUGAGGCAAACACAGAUAGUAAGCCAAGCAGUUACUGAAAGGAAAUACAUUAGCAGCUUUCUUUUUGCUGUUCCAUUGUCCUCUGUAGCUGUAGCAUAUAUUCAAAGUACAAGCUGUGUUGGUACUUCUAGUUAUCAGUGUGUUUAUACAUAGUUAUAGAGGUUUUGCAUAUUAAUCAUUCCUAUUUAACUACCUCUGGAAAUGUAAAUUAACUCUUGGUGCUGCAAUUCAGUGAGAUUUAAAAUGAGGCCAGGAAGGCAGGUUCUGCUUUAACUCCAAGCUGUAAGGGACUUGUUCAGUUUAAUAUGCCUUAUAACAAUGUUAAAGUUGUUUUCACCUUCUCAUGUGUAGAAUAGAUCAAAUUUAGCAGGUGAACUGACAACUGUUUUGGCCAGCUCACAAUUUGUUUGCUGGUUCUUGCAGUACCAGCAAAGAAGUUUAACAGUUUUUCCUUUCUCUUCCCU